Lycium ferocissimum is the source of this 1019-nucleotide messenger RNA. RefSeq lists its product as uncharacterized. The coding region runs from base 56 to 703 and encodes 215 amino acids. NCBI's taxonomy places the organism in Eukaryota, Viridiplantae, Streptophyta, Magnoliopsida, Solanales, Solanaceae. The transcript has 5 exons. The record is from RefSeq and is a predicted model, not a curated record.
AUUCAAAUUACCAUCAUGUAUUCACAUCACAUAGAAAAAUUCUGAAUAUUUCGAAAUGAAGAAGAAAUCCAGAUCAACAAGGAAAUCAUCAGCAAUGAAUUUUCUGUCAACUCCACCGGCAACCGGUGCAGCAAGUCCAGUCCAAUCAAUGAGUGAAUCACCAAAGCCUUUCGGAUUCAAUUUCGAUACAUUCAAAACCGGUAACGUAACGCCUACGUCAUCGAAAAGGAGGAAUGGAAAGAAGAGUAGCUUUAUUUCAAGUCCGGUUCAGUUGAAGCCUGUUGGUGAACCGGAUUCGGUUAAGAAUUUGAAAUCGAUUGUAGAUCUGAAGGAAUUUGCGUCGUGUCAAUUGGAUAGUGUUAAGAGGCAAAUUGAGAGAUCGCAUGUGGAGAUUCUUAAGGAUCUAGAAGCUUCGAAUUCUCGUCUUCAGAAACGACUUAAGGUGUUUAUACACGUGGCUAUUCAGACACAAGGAUGCCAGCAAGUGGCAGAUGAAGCAGAAAAGGAGUACAAAAAAAUGUCUGAGCGAAUCAAUGAAGGCAAGGAGUCAAUGAAGGGUUCAUAUUCUACGUUCAUGGCAGACCUUCAAGCUAGUGGUGCUCGCUUGUGCAAACAGACCAUCCCUGAGCUGUCACAAUCCGUCGAGAAAGCCAUAGAUACUCUCAAGAACCGUUAUGGGAUCCAUUCAACUUCAGCUUGUUGAAGGCAAUGCAUUUGAGGCAUAAUUUUUGAUUGAAUAGAUUGGAAAUAGGAAGACUGAAUCUGAAGGGUGAUCUGAGGCAGUUUGCAGCUUAUAAUUUCAGUUUCUUGAGGAAUAAAUGCAACGCAACACGCAAAUUUGAGUGCUUACUCUUGUAAAUUCAUAUUCUGAAGUGUGAUCUGAGGCAGUUUGCAGCUUAUAAUUUUAGUUUCUUGAGGAAUAAAACUCAACGCAGCAUGCAAAUUUGAGUGUUUACUCUUGUUAAAUUCAUAUUUUCUAGAUGCAAUGGAGAAUACUAAGAAGGUAAUCUGUCAAUCCA